AUGGCGGGAUAUGCUUUGGCAUUUUGGGCACCUCCCGGCAACCAGGGCCCGGCCGGCCCGGUGCUGCAGCAGACUCCUGCUGGGAUCGAGGUCAAAGGCCGCGGCCGCUUCCGAACGCCAGAGGCUUUUGAGGCGAUGCUCGACGGCCUCCAAACCAUGCUCACAACCUUGCUGGAGCGCAGUGGGUCAGAUGCCAAUGCCUGUCCGGUCAUCCAGGAGCUGGACGUCUCGCAAAACAGGCUGACCCUUGAGCAGUUCGAGACCCUCUUCGUUUCUAUGGGCGUCGCUGGCGCAAAGGUGAUCCGAUACCGAAUGUUCGGGUGUCCGACGCUGGAUGACCAGGUUCUGCAGUCGCUUUCAAACUUUCUCUCUGGGCAAGUUACUGCGGAUACCGCGCCGUGGGAGCUGCAUCUGUCAGAUUGCGCCAUCACCACUGAUGGCUUUCUGGCACUGAUGGAUGCCAUCGAGACGAGCGAUCUGUAUCCUCGUCCCUGUCCGCAAAAUCCGGCGAAAGGCAUUCCGUUGUAUCUUCGCUUGGAGAACAACUACAUUGCCGAGGAUGCGAUUCAGCAGAAGGUGGAUGCAGGGCUCAUCCAGACCUUCACAAAACAGAUGGGUCCGCAGAUGUCUUUUCCAGGGGGUCCCAAAGUGAACCUCCUUGCCCGUGGCGCUCUGUCCUCAGCAUGGGAUAUGAGCUCAAGAGCUGCAAAGAUCGUGUGA
Symbiodinium sp. CCMP2456 is the source of this 720-nucleotide messenger RNA. NCBI's taxonomy places the organism in Eukaryota, Dinophyceae, Suessiales, Symbiodiniaceae. The record is from the annotation of a GenBank genome assembly.